This is a messenger RNA of Eurytemora carolleeae, 356 nucleotides long. Its product is annotated as hypodermin-B. NCBI's taxonomy places the organism in Eukaryota, Metazoa, Arthropoda, Copepoda, Calanoida, Temoridae. The transcript has 6 exons. Gene Ontology annotation, molecular function: serine-type endopeptidase activity. Gene Ontology annotation, biological process: proteolysis. The coding region runs from base 46 to 285 and encodes 79 amino acids. The record is from RefSeq and is a predicted model, not a curated record.
CAAAUCAAAAAUAAGAAGAGAAACAAAAUUUAUGAGGCUACAAAGAUGGUAACUGAGAUAACUGGGGCAACUGAUGCAUGUCAAGGGGACUCAGGGGGUCCCUUAGUUACAUUGCAAGAUCCUAGUCGACCAAACAAGACAGUUCUUAUCGGAGUAAUAAGCCGAGGAGAAGGAUGUGCUAUGAAUGGAUUUACAGCCACAUAUACUAGGGUAUCCGCUUUCUACAACUGGAUUGUUGAUUCGAUCCAACAGGAAGAUGAAAAAUACUGGAAGUGCAAAAAAUAAGGUUUCUACAGUGAAUUGAACAGCACUGUUGUUCUAAUAACAGAAAAAUAAAUAAAUAUGAAAUAAAAUGU